CCGCCCAUUACCCUUCAGGGCUGCUGGCUUACAAUAGAAAUGUUGGCCGUCCGAAUGUACGUGUUUCACUUUAUUUUAUUUUUUUGUUUUUAUUCCGAGGUUGUCGCACUUUCUUCUUACCAGUGAGCUCUGAAAGUCGCACACCGAUUGAGCGAGGCUGGCGACCUGAUUCGAAAAAUGGGGUUUGAGAUGGGCUUGGAAUCCACGCGAGCCAUGUCUCACAACGCCAUUAGAGUUGAGGAGCAAGGUAAUAAGGUUAAGAAGACAGCACCAUACGGGACAUGGGAGAGCGACAUUACCAAGGAUGCGGUAUUUAGUAGCAGCAGAGUCCUGCAAUCGCCCAGGGCUGACCGACUCACGGGGCGGGCAUUCUUCUGCGAACAGCGCUCCGAUGGCAACAACCAUCUUUUGGAAGUCAACGGCGCUGAUUGUGUCGAUGUCUUACCAGAUGGCUUCAGCGUGAAAAGCAAGGUCUACGAGUAUGGUGGUGCUCCAUAUUCAAUAUUGCCUGGGUCACGGAUCAUCUUCUCCAAUUUCAAGGACAGUUCGGUGAAUAUCCUGGACGUGGACGAAGGAACGGUCGAGCGGUUAUUGGAGAGUGACACUCUUCGAUAUGCAGAUUUCGAUGCUCAUCCAGGAGAUGAGCCCUGGGUACUGGCUGUUCAGGAAGAUCACGAGAUCGACAUCCCCGAAAAAGUCAAGAAUUAUGUUGUCGCCAUUAAUACGAGCACAGGCGAAGUCAAGAGAAUAGUAGAGGGCGCAGACUUUUACAUGUUUCCCAGCUUCAGCCCCGAUGGCAACAAGAUUUCAUGGGAACAAUGGAACUUCCCGGGUAUGCCCUGGGCUGGUGUUAGCCUACACUGGGCUGAUUGGUCGGAGCAAGGUAUCAAGUCAGAUACAAUCGAGCAGAUUGCUGGCAGCGACACAUCUACCGUGACAGAGCCACGAUGGGGCUUGGACGGGUAUCUCUAUUAUGCUGAAGAGCAGAGCAACUACUACCAGUUGUUCCGGCGUAAGCCUGGGGGAACUGAAUCUACACCACUCAAUCUGCCGGGUUUGGAAAAGGUGGAAUUCGGCAGUGCUAAGAUGGCCUGCGGAAGUCAUACAUACGCGAUCUUGUCAGAGAAAGUACUUGUUGCUUCGGUGACGCAGGACGGUACGGACAAGAUUGUUUCGGUUGACCUAGACGCUCUGACUUAUAAGAUUCUUGACUUGCCUUUCGCAAGCGUCGUAUAUGAUGGCGUCGAAAGGCGCACAGACGAGUCUUUACUGCUCAUUGCCAACAGCCACACCAGCCCGAACGUGGUCUGUGAAGUCAAGCUGACUAAAGAUGGUGCUGACUUCAUCACCCUCCGCACAUCUACCGAUGUCAAAUAUCCACCCACCACCUUUUCCGUCCCCGAAUCUAUCUCUUUUAGCGCGAAGAAGGGCCCCGAACGCGACGUAUACGGCUUCUUCUGGCCACCUCACAAUCCUAAUUUCGAGGGGCCUGUCGGUGAGAAACCACCGCUGAUAAUCCAGUCGCAUGGAGGUCCGACAGGACACACGCCUCCAGCUUUGACACUGGAGCUGCAAUAUUGGAACGCUCGAGGAUAUGCCACGUUCGCUAUUAACUACACCGGGUCCACAGGAUACGGCAAGUCGUACCGAGAGCUGCUCAACGGAAGAUGGGGCGUCAUUGACGUGGAUGACGUGGCCGAAUGCGUACAACAUCUUGUUGAUUCGGGCCGCGUUGAUGGCUCGCGUGUUGGUAUCCGUGGAGGCAGCGCUGGCGGGUACAGCGUACUCCAAGCUCUAUGCACAUAUCCAGACAUCUUCGCUGGAGGAGUCUGCUUGUUCGGAAUUAGCGAAGUGAAACUACUUUUGGCGGAGACACACAAAAUGGAGUCGCGUUACGUGGACAUGUUAAUGUUUACGGAUGAAAUGACUGAUGACGACAGACAGAGAGUAAUGAAGGAUCGUUCGCCCGUGUAUCACGCGGGCAAUAUUACGGCACCUUUGCUUAUUCUGCACGGCGAAGAGGAUAAGGUCGUGCCGAUCUCACAGGCAUACACAAUGUAUAAUGACAUGACGAAGCGUGGGCGGGAUGUGAAAUUGGUCAGAUUUCCUGGCGAAGGACAUGGAUUUCGAGGUGGUGCCAAUCGACUUAAGUCUCACGAGGAAGAGGAAGCAUGGUGGAAAAAGACACUGGUCAAGUCGUCACUAAAGCGAAAGCUCUCAAAUCCCGAGCGUAUUUAGAGUUGGCAGGCCAAUACAUUGCUGCCAGUCACAAAGACUGUGGGCCCACCAAGACAGCAAUUUAAAAUAAGCUUAAACGUUUUGUGUGGCACUGGGCCCGUCUCUAUAAUGCAGGUACACUGAUAUCUAAGCUCUAGGAUUUUCUUCCCUGUGACCGGCCUCGUUGCGAAGAUCGCAGGCAAUCUAACAAAUCCUGCAACCCAGAUCUGUUCUCAAACAAGAUAAGCAACGCGUAGAAAGCAACAAACUCCACACACACAGCAGCCCAACGGCACUUGGCACUCGCUCUAUCCUUGCUUUGCC
This is a messenger RNA of Truncatella angustata, 2541 nucleotides long. Its product is annotated as Alpha/Beta hydrolase protein. NCBI's taxonomy places the organism in Eukaryota, Fungi, Ascomycota, Sordariomycetes, Amphisphaeriales, Sporocadaceae. The transcript is spliced from 3 exons. Gene Ontology annotation, molecular function: serine-type peptidase activity. The record is from RefSeq and is a predicted model, not a curated record. Gene Ontology annotation, biological process: proteolysis. Bases 178 to 2238 code for a protein of 686 amino acids.